UCAUGUUGGAACCAGGUCCUGACGCGGUUAAGCUAAAAGUAGCCAUCUGUGUAGCCGGCCAUGUAGCCUUACGACUCCGAAUGGAGUCAGUAUACGGUGGCCACGGUGGGUUCUCUUCUACUGCCGGUCGUCUUGUUCUACCUCAGAACACACUUCUUCUCUGGUGAAAAAUAACCCACCACCUCGUUAAGAGGCAAGUUCAGGAGGCCGGUGGAGCGAGUAGGGUUAGAGUUGACGUUUCUUCGUUUGUUUCAUCGCAUCUUUGGUCGAGCUUCAUUAGCUUCCCGAUUUAAUCGUUUUCUUCCUGUUCCGUUUGAGCUUGCCGGCGACUGAUAGAGGGGAAAUGUCGCAGCCAUGCUGUGGGCCGGUGUUCUGGUUAUACGUAGCUGUCUGCGUGUGUCUGGUUAUGUUUGCGGGGCUCAUGUCAGGGCUAACUCUUGGACUCAUGUCGCUUAGCCUGGUUGACCUUGAGGUUAUCGCUAAGGCCGGGAAGCCUGAGGACAGGAAGAAUGCCAUGAAGAUUCUCCCUGUGGUGAAGAAUCAACAUCUGCUUCUGUGUACACUGCUCAUCGGAAAUUCCCUAGCUAUGGAGGCGCUGCCCAUAUUUCUUAAUUCCUUGGUUCCGGCUUGGGGCGCAAUAUUGUUAUCAGUCACUCUCAUCCUCGCGUUCGGAGAGAUUAUUCCCCAAUCCGUCUGUUCCCGCUAUGGGCUGAGCGUGGGAGCCAGGACGGCUUGGAUUGUGCGGGUGCUUCUGCUCGUUUUCUUUCCAAUAACGUAUCCCAUCAGCAAGGUGCUGGACUGGAUUCUUGGGAAGGGGCAUUAUGCACUCCUCCGAAGGGCAGAGUUAAAAACUUUGGUAGAUAUGCAUGGAAAUGAGGCUGGGAAGGGUGGGGAGUUGACUCAUGACGAAACUACUAUAAUUACUGGAGCAUUGGAUUUGACGCAAAAGACCGCCAAAGAUGCUAUGACACCAAUAUCUGAUACAUUUUCCCUUGACAUAAAUGCCAAGCUUGACAUGCAGACUAUGAGCUUGAUAUUGACUAAAGGACAUAGUCGUGUGCCAAUCUACUCUGGGAACCCUACAAAUAUUAUUGGUCUUAUUUUGGUCAAGAAUUUGAUUACUUGUCGUCCUGAGGAUGAAAUCCCUGUUAAAGAUGUUACUAUCCGAAAAAUUCCUAGGGUUUAUGACGACCUUCCUCUCUAUGACAUUCUAAAUGAAUUUCAGAAAGGUCAUAGCCACAUGGCUGUGGUUGUUAGAUGCAUGAACGCUGAGGCAAGCACAGAAAGAAGAAAGAGUAAUUCAUCUGAGACCAGAAAAGAUCAUAGUAAGAGGCAUGGGCGAGAUGGAUCUCAAUCUGCCCUGUCUGAGCAUAUCACUAUCACUGUAAAUGGUUCUCCUGUGAAUCACAGUAUAACUGAAUCUCGUAGUUCUGCACCGAAAAGUAUUUUGGAGAGACAGGGGGAUACACGCUCACAAUCUAGAAGAUCUGAUCGAGGGAGGUAUGAUAAUAUUCUUGACAUUAAGGCUGAGUCUCUUCCCAGCUAUCGACUUGAUGAGGAAGUUGUGGGCAUCAUAACGAUGGAGGACCUGAUGGAAGAGUUACUACAGGAGGAAAUAUUGGACGAAACUGAUGAGUACGUUGACGUUCAUAACAAGAUCAAGAUAAAUAUGCUGCCACCAAAAGGGUCAUUCUCUCCAAGGUCAUUGGGACCUCAAUCUCUCUCUCAAUUCCUACGACGGAGCCCAAUAGCAUCUCCACUCUCUUGCUAUCAUAGUUCAUCUAACUUACGUUCACCUGAUUCCUUUCAUGUUCAACCUUCUGGGUCAACAGCAACCAUUUCAAGUUCUCUUCUUAGUGCAGUGCAAAGCUUGCCAGAUGAGGGUGAAGGCAUCAAGAGCGGUUCUCCAACUUCUUAUCAAGUCCAAUCAAAACAAUAAGAGAAGCUUCUGAGAAUAAUGUACUAAGUGAUUAUUAUCUAUGGGAGUAAUCCCAUCAUUAUUAGCACACUUUACUUUACUCAUUAUAAGAUAAAUGUAUAAUUUUUUUGUCUUUCCCGUUUAAACCCAAAAAAAAAAAAUUUAGUGCAGCGUUGUAAGUUAUUUAAGCUGUAGCAACAUUUUGAUUGGUAAUUACGAUCUUAUCCAGUAGAAUUUUUUAAUAA
Messenger RNA from Dendrobium catenatum, 2163 nucleotides. RefSeq names its product DUF21 domain-containing protein At2g14520. Bases 344 to 1939 code for a protein of 531 amino acids. NCBI's taxonomy places the organism in Eukaryota, Viridiplantae, Streptophyta, Magnoliopsida, Asparagales, Orchidaceae. The transcript has 13 exons. The record is from RefSeq and is a predicted model, not a curated record. Gene Ontology annotation, cellular component: intracellular membrane-bounded organelle. Gene Ontology annotation, biological process: magnesium ion homeostasis.